This is a messenger RNA of Brassicogethes aeneus, 8792 nucleotides long. The record is from the annotation of a GenBank genome assembly. Lineage: Eukaryota; Metazoa; Arthropoda; Insecta; Coleoptera; Nitidulidae.
UAAUUAUUAUUAUUAUUUGGUUGGUAAUGAUUUUGAGGGUUAAUUAUGGGGUAAAUUAGGUGGGGUCGGUUUGAUUUUAAAAAUUCAACAAACCACCUGGGGUUGUUGAUUAGGAUUGCUUUUAAAAGGGUGUAAGAGAUAAAUGAUAAAAUGUGGUUGUAAUCAAUUUAUUUUGAAGUGAAGUGAGUAGAGCGGAGUAUCGAACGGUUUUUAAGGUCGCACAUGCGCCCCUUGGGGUCGGGUUCUGUGUGUGUCCUGAAGUCCGGAGUGGUAGCGAAAUCCGGGAUAUCUAUGUCGUGCACCGAUACAUAUCACACAUUGUCGCAGAUAGCAUUAUGGUUGAUUCAUCGUAUGUAGUAAAGGACUAUCGGAAAUCACUAGUGCUUUACUUUUGCCUAAAACGCUCUCCCGUAAAUUUGUGGUCCAAAUAUUUGCCAUCCUGGCUCCAGAAGUUCCCAAUAUUCAAACGUCAAGCAACAUCCCAGUGCUCUCAAGAUCCAAUAGCAGGGGAAGAGAAAGUGGUAAACAACAACAACAACCAAUUCAAACAACACCGCCAAUUCAUUCCUCAUUCGAUACUAUAUACAGUCAUCUUAAAGCAACAAAAACUGCACUUGUCGAACAACAAUCAGCAUCGUUUGAGAGCUACCGAAAAAAAUACACAUUUCAAAAUAACGACGAAGAUGAAACUGGACGAGCAUCUUCCUUCAGGAGACGAUACAGUUUUAGAUUCGAAAUUGAUGAAGACGACAGUAAUCAACAACAACAACAAUCGUUGCGAUACAAGGAAAAAAGUCCGUCCCAGCUUUUGGAGUCACCUAGGAAAGACGAUAUCCCCGAAUACAAGCCUAAAUACAAUUGGAAUGAAACGAAAUCCUUCGAGGAAAUUUCCACGGACUAUUUAUCCCUUUCAUUAUCUCCUCCAGGAGAACCUCAGGACGACAUCCUACCCAUCCUCGAAAGCCCAUCACUGUAAGUACAAUUUCAACAGGUUUCACACCAAGAUUUUUUCAGCCUUGUUGAUGUACUCAUAGAGCCCUUUAUAAUUUACACAGCCACAUGCAACAGCUGUGGUAUACAUAUUUUAAAGUUUCUUUUGUAUUCAAUAUCGAUCCCAUUUACUGUUCAGACACAAUUAAACACGUUUUAUUGGAAAAUAUUUGUUUUCAACAUUCACAUUAUAUGCCGCUGUAAAAUUUUACGGCUUCCUCAUACUUCAUACCGACUUUAUGAAUAAUAAAAAUAUUAGUCAACAACUUUCAACUUUAAUUAAAAUAUAUUGAUAUACAUUUUUCCGUUAUAGAUCAUAUAGAGUUAUUUAUAUUUAGCACACACAAACCAAAGUUUGUUAUGCAAUGUACUAUGCCAACUUAUUUUAUGAACCCAAAAAAGUUUACAAAUAUUUUCGAGAAAUUAGUUAUUUGUGAUUGUGAAAAACUACGAAAACUUCGUGUACCUAUGUUUGUUAGUUCUUGUAAAUGCAGUGUAAACACACUAAAAUGUUGUUCGUAUAAAAUAGUCUAAAAAUAAUUUUCUUAUGCUUUAAGAGUUCAGCUAUUCCCGCCAAUUUGAACAAUUUUAAAAUAAUGGAACCCGAUUUUAAUUUUGUUUGUUACUUAAAUGAAACCAAAGUGUGCAAUACAGUUAAUCUAAUUGAAAAUAAUGAUAUCGCGAUUAUUAUUUUAGCACAUUUAUUAUUACCUUUCUCGCUAUUGCUUUUUUCGCGAAUAUUUCGAAGGAAAAAGCUUGUUGUUGUCUUAACAGAGUCAACACAGGUUGAAACAAACGACGUCCCCGAUCAAAUAACUCCGAUAUUUUUUGCGAUUACAAAUUACAAAAGUGCCUCAUGUUUCUCUUUGACAUUCACGCCUGUUAAAGGAAUUGACCAGAUUGACGAGACUAUAAUAAAGAAAAUUCAAUACGUAGAAAAUAGGGAAUCUCAAGAGAGCGACUCUGACUAUGGAAAUGGUGGAUAUAUGCCUGUGCAUCCGGGUGAUAUUUUAGAUGGAUGUUGGAAAGUUUGUAGAAAAUUAGGAUUUGGACAUUUUUCCACUGUUUGGUUGUGUAAAAAUAAAUUUAACAUAGAACCUAAGUAUGUGGCAAUUAAGAUUUGUAAGUCGGCACUGAUGUUCUCUGCGGUGGCACAAGACGAAAUAAGACUGCUAAUGCAUACUAAACAAGUGAAUAACGAUCACCCAGGUUUUCAUAAAAUCGUUCAAAUGAUCGAUACAUUUAGGUUAACCGCCGAUAAUGGCGUACAUACUGCCAUAGCAUUAGAAAGCAUGGGACCAUCUUUACUGCAUUUAAUAAUUCAAAGCGAAUUCAGGGGUAUCCAGGUACCAGGUGUCAAACGUAUUAUACAACAGGUUUUAUUAGGUUUAACCUAUUUACACGAUGAAUGUAAUAUAAUACAUACAGACAUUAAGCCAGAAAAUAUAUUAAUUAAGGUUAAGGAGUCCUAUAUUGAGGAGAUGGCGGAACGGGCCGAGAGAUUCACUGAACUAGGAAUCCCGAUGCCCAAAUCCUACAUCUCUUCAGAAAGAUGGAUUGGACCCGACGAGGAGGAGGACGUUAAUGAUGAAAUUUGUUCCAAAAUCGAGGGACAAAGAGCAUCUUCAUAUCCAAACGACGUGUUUUUAUCAGAUUUAGUGAAUUUUAGACAGCGCCAUGCUGAACCGAGAUUCAGAUCGCCAAUGUGGAUUGGAAAUAGUAUAGAAGUUAAAAUAGCUGAUAUGGGAAACGCUUGCUGGGAGAACAAUCAUUUUUCUCCGGAAAUCCAAACCAGACAAUAUCGUGCCUUGGAAGUGAUAAUGCAGUCAGGUUAUGGUUACCCGGCCGAUAUAUGGUCGGUUGGCUGCCUUGCAUUUGAAAUGGCCACUGGUGAAAUGCUUUUUAACCCGAAGGGCAAAUCAAGCCAUUCCAUUAAUAUCGACCAUCUUAGUUUAAUUUGGGAGGUAUUGGGCGGCAUUCCUAGAUACAUUACUGAAACUGGAACUGAAGCCAAAGUUUACUUUACCGAAGGAAAACUGAAGCAUGUUCCUGAUGACGAGUUGAAAAUAUGGAAGAUUGAGGAUGUCCUGGUGGAGAAAUACAAGUGGAAGAAAGUGAACGCGAUACCGUUUGCCAGUUUUAUAGAAUGUUUGAUUGAACCUGAUCCCGCUCUUCGUUUGACUGCCGAAAUUGCCAUGCAGAACGAAUGGUUGAAUGAAGUUUAAUAAUUUCCAAAGUUCUGAUAUAUUUCAAGACUGAAGUUGCGUUAAUUCAUUGUAUAUUUUUCUUCCAUUUUUGUUUUCGAUAUACCCAUUACAUCCACUAUUAUGUUUCCAAUAAACCUUAUUAAUAUCUACUGUUGAGCUUUUUUUAUAAGAAUAAAUAUAUGAUCAUAGAACAAAUAUACAAUCAGUGUUUUAAUAUGUGUUUUAUUUAUUUCUGGGUUUGGAGAAAAUAAAAAACAAAAAAAAUGUUAACUUAUAUAUUGAACACAUUAAUCUUUAACAUGUUAUAUUAUGAAAAACGUAAUCACAUUAUAUAACUGAGGUAACAGUAUACAACAAAAAAUAAUAAUGUCACUUUUGAUUUUUUUUGAAUAACCUAGAUAACGCGUGAUUACCUAAAGGUUCAUUUUGCAAAGAUAAAAUAAAUAAUGAAUAAAAAAAUAAAUAAUUAUAUGAAUUUCGAUUUUUUAUAUAUUUCAGUCAUAGUUGGAUAGUUAGUUAAAUGCUUUUACAAUUAGUAUGGUGAAAUAUUAAAAAAAUAAUUUACAUACAUACAUAAUUGAACCAAAAAACUUAAUCCAACUGAACUCUCUUACUUAUGAAUUGCUGAAUUCUCUGAAUGAACAUGGGAUUUGUUCUUAACACUACGUUGUUUACUAAACGAAGACCUGCCCAAAGAAGUGGAGCUGCCGCCUUCCAAAUCUCUGGUAAUCUCCUUUUCCGUUGGCGAACCCAACGUGAGACUCGAUAGACUAGAUGAUAAUAUGUUUGAACUAACACUUAACAAUGAAGGAAAAUGCUGAACGUGUUCCACUACAUCUCCACCUCCCUCAGUAUCCUCAAUCGGAAGACAUGUCUCAACCAUUGCCUCCAAACAAUUCACGAACAACUCGCUGCUCUCUGCCGUAUUGUUAUACUAAAAAAUAUGUCAUCACAAAACCAUUAUUCCACCAAGUGUCCUGCAUACCUUAUUGAAGGGCCCUGCAAAUCUCCAUAAGCCCCCGAAACCACAACUUUGCAGAUAGUGAAGCUGCUGUUGACUAGUAUCCUCGCAUGCAAUCAUGUUUUGAAUAAUAUUCCUAACUGAAUUUAAAAUAACUUGGUCGUGGCAAGUUGUAAGAACGUUAUUUAUCUUCAUAUCCAACAAAUUAUAUCUGAAAAACCUCAAUAAUAAUCUUGAUGAAGAUGAAGAGUUGUGGACUUACAUAACUGGAAAAACUUUGGGAAAAACGACAGCACCUUCAGCGAGGUACUGAUACAAAAUCCUGGUUUCCGAUUCGUCAGUACUAUAUUUAACCAAUGUGGCUAGCACAGUCAAAACUAACGCUUGAGUAUUAAAAUCGGUUAAAACUUCAGCGUCCAAGAGAACGUUGUUUUCAUUGCUAACGGAUACUCUUGUGGAGCGGUUCUAAAAAAAUCACUUCUAAGUAAAGUCGCCUUAAAUGGUAAAGCAACAAAAUCAGGCAACACAACAUACACGACACACAAUGCAAACAACAUGCUAGAAAAAGACCUUCACGCACUUUCACACUUGUGGCCGCAUUCAGAAAGAGUGUCAAAACCCAGGAAAAUACCCAAGCACAUUAUACGUGAAAUAAAUUAAGCUAAAGAUACAAACAAUUCUGCUUAGUAUGUGAAAUUACAUUAUAAGUCAUUUCAUAUAAAAUGACUUAUGUAGAGUGUGAGUGUAAUGUACAAUACAGGGCAGUAAUGUCAGAUUAUAUCACAGCAUUAUCAGAAAUAAAGUUACCUUCAAAGCCGUCACACAGGCAUUUUUGAUACAGUGUGUCUCAUGUAUAGAGGGGACAAACUGUAUACAUAUAGCAAAAGCGUUAUAUAAUAUUAAGAAAUAAAAUAAUACAUAGAUAGAUGAAGUCACUAUGAUAGAUAUGAUAAAUAAUAAAAAAAUAGGGACAUACUGAGAAAUUCUGUUAUAUAAAUAUAUAUAUAAUUAAAUAAAACUGCGUUGCGCAGAUGGACUCUUACUUUAGCAGGACCCAUAGGCAGACUUUGGUUUUGACAAUCACUGUUAUUUACUGUAUGGUUUGAUAUUGUUGGCGGAUUCUGGGGUACUGGGACUGAGCUAGACCGUUGGGUGCGAUACAGAGGCCGGGUUAUAGCACCAUUUGCCUGAACACCCGGGCUCUGGGUCAAAUCUAGACUGCGCCAGCCCUUACCGGCUGCCGAAUUGGAAUGCGGGUUGUCUACCUAGUUUGUGAUUUGCCAUUUUUCAUUAUGUUACACAUUUCAGUUUAAUCAAACACUUAACAAACACUUAAUAGGGGCGUUUUUAACGAGAAGAUUUUUCAACGGACAAAUACAAAUAAACUGAUAGGUUAUCUGUAAUUUGUGUUGUAAAAUCUCUAAUCUAAAAACACUCCUCACAGGGUGGCACCCGGACUAUACCCAUUUUCAAAUAAUCAGUAUGCCAUUUCUGUGUAGCAAAAAUCAUAUCUUUCCUCAUAUCAAUCAACUAAUUGGGCUCCUCAAUCUUCAGAUCUCAGUAUAUGCGAUUUUAUUUAUGGAAGAGAUGAUAUAAAAUGUCUUUAACUACUGGACAUAUUAAAAAACCAGUAAAGAAACAAAAUUCUACCGAUUAUUUAAAAAAAUGUAUAGUUCAGCUGGUCACACUUUACCUAAUAAUGCCAAGUUCUGUCCCUGAGAAAAGGCAUGGCAAUACUAGGUAUAUUAUUCUAAAACACGUCUGCUGCCAACAAUUUUUUAUACAUAUAUAUGUAUACCGUAUUACAUAAAUAAACUUGAAAUUUCAAUUUAAACAGUCAAGUGAUAGCAAACGUGUUAAGGGUCUGAUUGUAUGUAUACUUCAUAAAUCCACAUCUACAUACACUCAGUAUAAAUAAAUGCAUCGAUACCAGAUGAUUAUUUUGUAAGUUAGUAACAUCUUACCCAGCAUACAAAAAACAAUGUUAAUAAAUAUAAAUGGAAUCAUCCAAAAAUCGCUUUAAAUUUUGCCUUUUAGGAAAAACACCAAUUAGUAACCCUUAUACCGUAUUUUCAUUUUUGGUGUAAACAGCUGACGCAGCAUUCGGUUUUUAAGAGGGGGGAAAAAUUCGACACGUUGAUAUUCAGCCGCCCUCUCACUGGCGCUUGGUAAUAGUUGUGCAUUUUUAAAACGCAUUGCGUUAAUUCGGUCAUUAAUUAAUCUUUUAAAUCGUUAUUUGUUUUUCUUUUAACUUAAAGGUGUGUUUUCUUAUAAAAACGUUUAAACAUAAAACAAUUCUCUUGAAAUCAAACUAAAAAUUGCUUGAAGCCUUCAAAGUUGUCGUCAACGCUGCAAAAUACCCCCACUCUUUUAAUGCGUUCGAAUGCACCCGGCACUGUAUACUUUAAGCGUGAAAAUACGGUACACAAAUAGCGUGAAAAUACGGUAUACAAAAUGUCAUACAAAAUAGUAAGUCUUAUGCUUAUCCCAUCCUCUCCUUGAAUAAAUCUUAAUUGUAUAUCAUUGUUGAGAUUUUGUAUAUUCUAAAAAUUUUCCUACACAGCCUUAUAAAAAUGAGCGUAUGUAUACUACAUGAUAUGAAUUUAUGUAGCACUAACUAUAAUGAUAUGGAUGUUAUAAAAUAAUAUAAAGAAAUGUCACGUGCAUUUCUUGUUCUACCACUACAAUUUGAUACCACCAUAAAAAUGUGGAUAAUCUAUGUUUGAUAUAGCAAGCUAAAAGUGUAUUUGUCAUACCUGGUGAUUGGGGGGCGGUUUGAUGGCACGUGCCUGCGACAUCGCAGAUUGAUCCAAAAUGUCCCAGGAUUUUUGGCGACGAUUCACGCUGACUUGACUGGACCCGGUCGACGUGGACAACGAGUUGUUACUGGUAGUUUGUUGACUCAACAAACUUCUCCCUGGAAAGUUGUCUUGCGAUAUGGAAUCCGACAUAAACCUCGGAAGAGAGUGCUUAAUGUGGCAACGAUUUCUCACUUCUUCCGAAAAACCGACCAAAGCUAAAACAUACAUCAUUUACACAACAUAUAUACCUACAUAGAAAGAUGUGUGUACCUGUUAGAUAUGCAACACUUUCAGGGGUAACUUCGAACUUGUCCCGUUUAGACGGUUUGGCCACAAUGUUGAGCAACAUCGUCAAGACGCGUCCAGUUCUCGACACUGUGGUGGGAGUAGGAUGCCGGUAACCCUUGAGCAAAUGUCCCACCAAAGCGAAAUGAAAGUUGGCCUUGAAACUUAAACCAACCGCGUGAUCGAGUUGCUUGAAAUGCCACUCCAAGGGUUCUCUGGUGGACAUCAUAACACUCUCCAAUCCAACUAUGUUGGAUUGUAUGUUAGGGUUGGUGUUGUUGCGUAAGUCUGAUCUAUCGUCGAACAUCCCUUGGCAAUCCAGAGUGUGUAAGUUUUGUUCCAAUAGCGCCAAUCCGGACGCGUAUAGGGAAACUUCGUCCAAUUGCAGGACAGAUGUCGCCACCCAGAAUAAAGCUUUAUGUAUUGGAGACUCGCUGCGUAGAAGGGGCUGCAAUCUGGUCAAACACAUGACCAAAGCCUCGAUAAGAACAAUAUCGUUAUAACUUUCCAGUGCUUUAACCAAUAUUCUCAGCAAUUGUUUCAUAUCGUGAUCUGUAAUGCUUUUGCUGAUGCAGCCGAAUACUAUCAACGCUCUUGGCUGUAACGCUGGGUUGAAACAGAAAGCGAAACUUUUCGCCAGGCUUGUCCAGUUUAUAAGCCACUCGCAAUUAGGUAUGUCCCGCAUACAAGCCUCCAUUAUUUCCAGUAGCGCGUCAGUAAUCACUUCUAAUGAGGUUAGCGAUAGGCGUUCUCUAUCGGUGGAUGUCGCCCCAGAAAAGCUCCGUUCAUUCCCAAACCAACGUUCGUUCGGGUGUCUGUAACUCGACCUGAAAGCGGUCUGCGCAGCCGAUUUAACCUUACUAAUACCAAACAACAAAUAAAAUUUCGGCAGCGAAAAUUCAUCCAAACUCAAACGCAACACGCGCUGCGUAUCCUCCGAAAACGACGGCAUGGUACAGGUACACAAAGAAUGGAUGAUGUUGAUCACUAAGCCAUGCGUGGCGGCGCGCAUGCUCAAAGACCCCGAGCACACCAAAAACGUGACCGUGUGGAACAAGUAGGGCAAAUGGCGCGCCACAUCCAGGCAAUUGUUGAACGACAACAUAAGCAAGUAUCGCGCCAAUAUCGCUAUAUCGUCCCACAUCAUGUGCUGCUCCAGCAAGGGCGUCGGCGACUGACACGUUUUGUCCACCACCUAAAACAAUAACAAUGAUAUUCUUUCAACACUGGGAAAACUGAACCAAAUCGUACUCUGCACAAUCUUCCAAUCACUUUUUUGGCGACAAGCUGAACGUUAGCUGAAGCUAAUGCUACAGCUGUGUCAGCCAUUAUUUCCACCAUGGGGGAUCCCAAUCCGGAAUUAACCGAUCUAUGUAUAAAAUUAUCUAAAACCAUAUCAAUUAGUUCAGGUACUUGGCCAAUGGAGCCCCAAAUCUUCGCUUGAAUCGAAGGAUACAUCUGCACUUCUUCAAUCGUUAAUACUAUAAGUCUUUCGAGAAUUUGUGCGACUUGCUUUUGUCGUUUUUCUUCGUUUGGCUUUACAAACCU